GGAAAGGGGUCGGCGAUAAAAUGUAUAUAUAAAGAAAUAUUACGAGAUGUUCGUAAUCAACGUGGUCCACAGACGGCUGGACCACAUGUGUCACAUACGAGUCGCAUAAAAUUCGCGCGAAAUAAUCCAACUUUCUUUGGACUGUCGUGGACUUUUGUGUUCUUACUGAAUCUUCGAAUGAAAAAAGUGUGUUCCAUCGUUUCCUGCAAAAUUGCGAAUAAGGGAGCCAAUGUAAAUGAGUUUCUUCUUAUCGGAUUCUUUUUUAUGAUAAAGUGUGCGUGAAAAUAAAAAUCACGAAUGACGAACAAAGAAGCUUGAUAAAUCAACGUCGAUAAGAGGAGUCAUAGUUCUUGAAUGAGAUACAGGUCUAAAAAAAAAUCUACAAAAAGAAAAGUCCUUGGCGUGAAUCACGUGGGCGUUGAACGCGCUUGUGAAAGGAAAAUUUAAGGACCUUCUUCUCUUUUACCUUCAACUCGAUGCUUAAACGUAAGACGGGCAUAGUUAGCGAUCACCUUAUUUGGAUCGACGCAUCGUGCGUACAAACAAGAUCGUUGGACUCGAGUGUCGAGCCAAACACGAGGAAAGUGGACGAGAAACUUGGAUCGAGUUUAUCGUUUGUUCGACAGGCGAAGACUAUUGUCUUAAAAUUUUAGCGAUUUCGCUUUUAAAGAUAAUAAGACGAUAUGGCGCGUCCAAAAAGAUGGAAGAAGUGCAUGUCGGAAAAUUUAUUGACUUUGCUGACGAUAAUCGGCGUGUGUGCCGGCACUCUAGUUGGCUUCAUCUUAAGGAAUAUCGACAAACCGGAGGGAUGGACAUCUCGAGAAAUAAUGUAUAUUCAAUUUCCUGGUGAUCUUUUUCUUAGGAUGCUUAAAGGUCUAAUUUUACCUUUGAUAGUGGCUAGCAUUGUCAGUUCAAUCGGUAGUUUGGAUCUUUCUCUUUCAGGGAAAAUCGGUAUGAGAUCGAUUUAUUAUUAUGGAACUACAACGAUUAGUGCUGUAAUUCUUGGCAUAAUUCUUGUCUCCGUGAUAAGGCCCGGAGAAAUCAGUGGAGAUUCUUUCGACGAUGAAAAUGAUUUAACACCUAUCAGAAAUGUUACUACCACUGAUACGCUAUUAGAUUUAGUCAGGAACGUAUUUCCGCCGAAUCUUGUUCAAGCUUGUAUUAUGCAAUAUCGUACGAUAUUAACGAAGCCUAAAAAUGCGACGGAUGAUACUGCUAUAGAAAAUUGGGAUAUUUCACACGUAUAUACCGAUGGAACCAAUACUCUUGGAUUAGUAGUUUUUGGUAUUGUUUUCGGGAUUACACUCGGUAAAAUGAGAGAAUCUGGAAAAGCUUUGUUGGAUUUCUUUACAGCAUUGUCAGAAGCAACAAUGAUUAUUACCAACUGGGUCAUUUGGAUUUCACCGAUUGGUGUUUUUUUUUUGGUUACUUCAAAGCUUUUAGAAAUUAAAGAUAUAAGUGCCGUCAUUGGUCAAUUAGGAUUAUAUUUUAUGACAGUUUUAUUGGGACUAUUUCUCCAUGGUUUUGGGACUCUGUCUGUUAUAUACUUUAUCUGUACCAAAGAAUUACCUUUCAGAGUUAUUGGAAAAAUGGGACAAGUAUUAGUUACAGCAUUUGGAACAGCUUCAAGUACUGCCACACUGCCAGUUACUCUACAGUGCUUGGAUAAUAUGGGAGCAGAUCCUAGGAUAACAAGGUUUGUUGUACCAAUUGGUGCAACUAUCAAUAUGGAUGGGACUGCAUUGUAUGAAGCAGUUGCAGCUAUAUUUAUUGCUCAAGUUAGAGGCGUAUCAUUGACUCUUAGCAAUAUCAUUGGUGUUAGUGUGACUGCAACGGCUGCAAGUAUAGGUGCAGCUGGUAUACCACAAGCUGGUCUUGUUACAAUGGUUAUGGUAUUAGACACCAUAGGUUUACCCGCCAAGGAUGUCACCCUUAUUAUUGCCGUAGAUUGGCUGUUAGAUCGAUUCCGAACUACGAUUAACGUAAUGUGUGAUGCACUCGGAGCUUGUAUAAUCGAACAUAUGAGCAAAGGAGAACUUGAUGUACCUGCAUUGAAUCAAACAGAAGAUUCUAUUGAACUUGCUCAAUUGCGAAAAGCAGAAGCAUAA
Molecule: messenger RNA, 2108 nt
Organism: Vespa mandarinia (Asian giant hornet)
Lineage: Eukaryota; Metazoa; Arthropoda; Insecta; Hymenoptera; Vespidae
Gene: Eaat1
Product: Excitatory amino acid transporter 1
Biological process (GO): L-glutamate transmembrane transport
Cellular component (GO): plasma membrane
Molecular function (GO): neutral L-amino acid transmembrane transporter activity; L-glutamate transmembrane transporter activity; glutamate:sodium symporter activity
Source: RefSeq, a predicted model, not a curated record